Magallana angulata is the source of this 1272-nucleotide messenger RNA. RefSeq names its product temptin-like. The record is from RefSeq and is a predicted model, not a curated record. The transcript has 4 exons. Bases 137 to 547 code for a protein of 136 amino acids. NCBI's taxonomy places the organism in Eukaryota, Metazoa, Mollusca, Bivalvia, Ostreida, Ostreidae.
ACCUUGAUGCGUGUUUAGCGGCCGCGGAACCGAUUAGACCCGCCCCUACAACACACAGAUCAAACAUGCUGAAUGGAAACCUCCCUCAAGAUACUCGCUACCAACUGAGAACCGUGAAGAACAACUGGGGUCAAAAAUGGCGCACUUUCUGCCAAGUUACAAGAAUCUGAUUCUAAAUGGUAACAAUGUUCCCGACCCCUGCUGCCCUAGACGUACCUGGGGUCGAGUUGGACACAGCUCUCCAAACUCUAGGGACCUUAACAACUUCGGCAGAGACUUCCAGAGGAACGGCCACAAGUUUACCGAGGAGCUCUGUUUAGCGGAUUCUGACAGAGACGGGGUCCCCAAUGGAGUGGAACUCGGUCUAAAUACUACCAGACACAACAUACAGACUCUCUGUCAAUUUGUCGCCUCCUAUACAUUUAACGCCAAACUGAUCAAUUUCUUGGAAAGGAAAAGUUUGUUGGGAAGGCCCAUCGGACAUCCGGGCAUUUGUGACCAGAACAGCUGUCCACCAAAUUUACGAUACCGAUGCGGACGAUGCUAAACGGCGUGAAAAAGUAAAAAAUGACGAGGUCAAAAGGGGACCGGAUUCAGUUAUAUUUUUUAUAUGACUAGUUAAACGUUCUUGAGCUUUGCGAUUAAUGUGGAAAUAUAGGGGAGGGGUGGUACUGUAAUAUUUACCUUAAGUUGGUUCUUUUUAUUGUUUGCUUUUGUUUUAUUUAUUUUACAUGGUUGGUAAAUAAAAAAAUUAAUCAUUACAGCUAAUUAACUGGGUUUUUUUUUAAUUUAUUCUUACCAAAACGAGGUAUGUUUUGGUUAUGUAUGUGGUUUGAUGAAUGAAAAUAUACAUCAUUGUGCUGAAAAUGACAAAUUUUCUGAAAACAGUUCUGUGAAAAGCGUAUAAACGGGCCAUUUAUAAUUACAGAGGUAUUGGUUCAUUAGUAUUCAAAUCAUCACACUGUGGUUUCUAUUAUAUAGGCGGAAAUACUGACAAAGAUAGCACUUGUAAUAGGUCAUGUGAAUCAAAAUAAAAACCAAGUGCCCCUUAUUGUCAUAAAUUGUCAUUAUUUAGUAUAUACACAAUUGCAAUCAGUGUGGUUGUAGGUAAAGAUAAUUCCUGUUUUCACACUACAAUAUACAUGCAUGUGCAUGUAAUAGUGUUAUGUCACCACUUCGAAUAAGUUGUCAACGCUGAAGAGUGUAUUUUACACCUUUUGGUGUAUUUUUAAAGUUGUAUUUUUAAAUAAAAAUCAUUUAUUAUAAAGUGUU